CUACCCUUAAUACUACACAUGAUACCCAUUAGCAGACAGGAUCUGGCUUUCAAUUAAGCUGUUCACGACCAACGUCUUGAAUGAACAGCUGUCCUCUUCCUCUGCCAGUUGGGAGCUUGGCCAAGUAGGAGUCGAGACAGCGAUGCAGCCAGGAAUGACCAGGAUAGGGCAAUUACCAGUAUUAUUGACGACAUUGCUAUCUUGCCUUUUUUCAGCCGUUGCAGCAGCAGGCACUGCGAGCCACACCGUUGUUGCAACCCCAAUCUGGACCGGGACUUGCGAGUCGCGAAUCAUAAACUAUGUCACAGCCCUGCCGAACUUUGAAUCGGUCUGCUACCGGCAAAGGAGAAACGAUACUACAGUGGCGAAGGAGACGGUUACUAUAAGUAGCGCGACAUAUACAGUUGGAGGUGGUGGUGUGGAGGAUGCAAGCAUACCCAAAUCGAUUACUACCCAAGCAACGGGAGACCCUGUGGCGUCAGAGACGGAGAUUGCUGCUGGCUAUGAGACCGACGAUGUUUUCUCCGAUGCCAGCUUCCUCUCGUUUGAAGACUGGAAGAGGCAGAUAAUUGAGAAGUCCGAAGACGAAGUUGAGGGUGCCAGGGGCGGUGAGAGGCGGCGCAAACCAGAGGAGAACGAGGAAACGUUGGAUACCCUUGGGGACUACGAGAUUGAUAUCAAUAUCGAAGCCUUUCUUGAAGAUAACCAGGGAAACAAGGGCAAUAAACCAGGACCGUCACAAAGCAAUGAUAAAUCCACGUAUAAACAUGUCCACACCAAACAGCCGGGCGACGAGAAAGUCGAAAAGCCGGUCCAACGCUCCAAGGAUGCUGGGAAGACUUGCAAGGAGAGGACAAACUUUGCCAGUUUCGAUAGCGGGGCACAAGUGAUGAAGGCGAACCCCGAGGCAAAGAGUACAUCCGCACUUUUGUCUGAGAAUCGAGACGCCUACAUGUUGAAUACCUGUUCCGCAAAGAAUAAAUUCGUCAUAGUCGAGCUGAGCGAUUCCAUUCUUGUCGAGACUGUAGGCCUCGCCAACUUCGAAUUCUUUUCCAGCACCUUCAGAGAGUUCCGUGUAUCUGUCAGCGACCGAUAUCCGGUGAAGCUUGAUCGGUGGGUGGAUCUGGGAACAUUCGAAGCCAAAAACUCUCGCGAGAUCCAGGCAUUCCUAAUCGAGGAUCCUCGGGUCUGGGCUAGAUAUCUUAGAAUUGAAUUUCUAAGCCAGUAUGGAAACGAGUUUUACUGUCCGAUUUCGUUGCUACGCGUUCAUGGCCGAACAAUGAUUCAGGAUGUCUUGAGCACGGAGCAAUCUACAGGAGGAGACGACGAAGAAGAAGCAGAAGAUAAUUUACGUGAGGCAGAAGGGGAAAAUUUUGCAGUUGAAGCUGUGGCGGAAGUCAUCAAAGAAGAGACAAACCUAACAGAAAGCGUGGAAGACAGAGCGACGACCCUUGAGGAUUUGGUUGGUGCCUCUGAAACAUUUAAACCCGACGUAUCGAACAGCACCAUCCUUCCAAACAGCAUCUUGGAGAACGAUCAUAUUUUUCUGAACGAUUCCAUGGAGUUCAUGACUACGCCGUGGAGCAAGUAUAACCUAAACUCGGGAAACAUCUUUGGUGAACCAGUAGGGCUUGAGAUGUCCAGCAUAUUGCGAAAGCCGCCGCCAAAGUUGCUGCCCACUACGACCAUUGUUGCAAACAAAACAUCUCCGGCGCCAACCUUGGAUCCUCCACCCAUCACGACUACUAACGAGAAUCUGGUAGCCAAUUCUACAGUUCCACCGACUCCUGAGGCUGCCCAACCGACUGUGGAACAAAGCGCUACCGAUAUUUUGACCCCGCCGAUUACGCCAACGCCUGUUGUCGAAGCCAAGCCGCAACCGACAACUGAUGUCCCUGUACAGGAGACACCAGCGAACUCCUCCGUGCCCCAGAAUCAAUCAACUAUAGCACCCAACAAGACGUCAAGUACAUCUUUGGCUCCAGCCUCCCAACCAACCACGCAAGAGAGCUUUUUCAAGAACGUCAGUAAACGACUCCAACUUUUGGAGCAAAACUCCACGCUUUCGUUGAAAUACAUAGAAGAGCAAUCGAGAAACCUGAGAGAAGCUUUCAACAAGGUGGAGAAGAGGCAGCUAGCAAAGUCGACCACGUUUCUAGAGAGCCUUAACGCUACUGUGCUUGCCGAGCUUCGCCAGUUCGGCAAACAAUAUGAUCAGAUAUGGCAGUCGACUGUAUUCGAGCUGGAAAGCCAGCGCGAUUUAUUGAGUCGAGAGACCAUAGCUUUAAGUUCAAGGCUCACAUUGCUAGCAGACGAACUUGUAUUUCAGAAACGGAUGGCUAUCGUGCAAUCUGUCCUGCUUCUGCUAUGCAUGGGUCUGGUUCUGUUUUCGCGAUUCCUACCUGGCGGAGUCGAAAUGCGACAGGGUCGUGGCAUGAGCUCAAACGUACAAAGGGAAUUAGAUCAUAGCUUUGAUAGCGUCUCUGGCGGGCCAGUAUUGCACCAAGUAUCCAGGUCACCUCAGCAACGACAGCCAUGGGGCCACCGACAUCAAAGGUCGGGGUAUUUCCAGCCAUCGAUGGUUUCUCAAAGCCUAUUUGACUCACCCGCCACGCCACUGUCGAACUUCUCUGAAAAUGAAGAGGAAUAUAGACAUCAUGAUGGAGAAUAUGCUGAUGAACGCACAAGUGGCCAAUUUAGUCGCGACUCUCCUUGUCCCGGCGGAUCACCCAAUGGCAGGCGGGUUGAGAGUUUGGAUCCUGCCUACACCCAGGUUCCAAUGGACAAUCCCGGCGAUAGUGGACUCCUCCCACCUUAUGCUAGGUCGUAUAUUGGGCCGAACGGGAAGUUGACCCCGGAGUAUGAUAGCGACUACCAACAGAACUAUCGUAGCACCGUAUAUGUAGACCAGGCGCACGGUUCUAGCAGUCCGCAGAACAGGGCUUCUCUUCAGCAAGAUGGGGAAGUCCCUCGGAGAUUCAGCAUUAUGAAGAAGCCUCUUCCUGCACUGCCCAAGUAAUCGGAAUGAGAGGAUUCGAUAGUUAUAUUUAAGAAUGGGGACCAUUGAGAUGGGGGAAUGAUGAUAUCAUUGUUUUAGCGGGCGUUUUUGGAUAAGGGGGGGGUACGUUGGUGGCAAGUUGAAGUAUAUAUGUAAUGAGGAUACGAAACAUAAUAU
Messenger RNA from Pseudogymnoascus destructans, 3175 nucleotides. RefSeq lists its product as uncharacterized. NCBI's taxonomy places the organism in Eukaryota, Fungi, Ascomycota, Leotiomycetes, Thelebolales, Thelebolaceae. Gene Ontology annotation, biological process: protein folding in endoplasmic reticulum. Gene Ontology annotation, cellular component: cytoplasm; membrane. The transcript is spliced from 2 exons. The record is from RefSeq and is a predicted model, not a curated record. Bases 143 to 3019 code for a protein of 958 amino acids.